UGUUGCCCACCCUCGCGUCCUCGUGGAGAGCUCGCAAGAACAUGGCGGGUGAGCAUGGUGUUGUGUACGGCGCCGCCGCGAUUGUCCCUUGCAAUGGCGCGGCACGGCGACUACGGCUGCUCUAAACGCGAGCCGUUUUACAGGAAUGCCGGACGACGGUGAUGGCCUCGUGCCGGAUCAGAGGCCCCCAUUGGGUGAAGCAGACUCCCUGAAUACAGAGAACGAAGAGCUCAGCCGCUGGAGUCACUUCUCCCUUGCCAUGUUGGCAGCAGAGCAAGAAGCGGCUUCUGCCGAACAACGUGGAGAGGACUGUGAAGACGACGACGACUCUUCUGCCCGGCGUCUCGAGCUUGAAGAGCCAGACCCAGUUACAAAGCUUGAGCGCUACGCUUACAGUGAUAUCGUCUUCAAUCGACAGCUUGUGGCCCGGAAUAUUGUGGACACCUUGCGUGUUUCCCUUGAUUCUCAAGAUGCUGUCAGUGCAGUUCUGUCAGCCCUUUCCUCCAUCUCUAUGGACUGUGAACCAAGUGUACGGACAGAACUGGUGGAACAGCUUCCCAACAUUGCCAGUUUUUGUGCCAGUGAAGGUGGACUGCUGGAAAAUGUUGUUAAAGAGCAUGUGGUUUCAAUCUUGGUGCAGUACCUUACAGAUGUUGCCAACCAGGUCAGAAAAAGGACACAAGUGUCCCUGUUGUUCAUUUUAGAACGAGGAUUGAUAGAUCGCAAGCAGCUAGAAGAACAGAUAUGCAGUCUGGUUGUGCAUCUCACCGAAAGUGAAAACAUGGAUGACUAUCGCAUGGAAGCAGUGACAUUGAUGACAAAAAUGGCACCCUAUAUUGGAAAAGAAACAACUGCUGCAUUGUUUCUCCCACGUUUUGUCAGUCUAUGUCAAGACUCUUCCUUCCACAUACGAAAGGUGUGCGCUGCGAACUUCGGAGACUUUUGCAGCAUUGUGGGGCAGGAGUGUACAGAAGACAACCUUAAUGUGUUUCAGAUGUUAUGUGAAGACUGCGUCUGGGGGGUGCGCAAGGCCUGUGCUGAGGUUUUUAUGCCAGUCUCUUGUGUCUGCUCCCUGGCUACACGUCGUAAUAGCCUGGCACCACUUUUUCUUAGCCUGCUGGACGACCAGUCACGAUGGGUUCGGAUAGCUGCCUUCCAAGCUCUGGGACCAUUCAUCUCGACAUUUGCUGACCCACUGCGCACAGGACUCUACUGCAGUGAGGAUGGGGUGGUUAGUGUGCGAACACCAGAAUGUCGGUCAGAUGAUUUUAUUGCGGGAGAGGCACCCAGCCCAGCAGACGCCCCUGCAUUGCCCUUGCCUUUGGAGAAGCCUGGUCUUCGGGAAAGCAUCCAUACCAGUGAUUUGCCUCCUGCCAGCACUGUUGUGGUUCCAGCUACAGAUCUAGUGCGCUGUGGCGAGGUGGCUGCAGUGGAUGAAGAUGAAGUGGCUUCUGCGCUGCUAGAGAAAGGAGAGCAGCAGACAGUGUGUGGAGAUGACAAGGGGGAGCCCUGCCGUGCCAACUCCUGUAUGGCCACUGCAGAGGGUACUCGUGGCCCUAAGAGCAGCCCUCCCAUUGUGGUUGUGCCUGAUAAGCCACAAGACAUUGCUGCAGGCUGCAGUGCAGAAGCAGUGGCAGACUCCAUCUCAGCUGCACAAGGAUCGUCUGAAGGAAAUGAGCCUCAAAAAGAUGUUGCACAAAGAUUGUUUGAAGGAAACGAGCUUCAAAAAGAUGUUGCACAAGGAUUGUUUGAAGGAAGCGAGCCCCAAAACGAUGUUGCACAAGGAUUGCUUGAAGGAAACGAGCCUCGAAAAGAUGUUGCACAAGGAUUGUUUGAAGGAAACGAGCCUCAAAAAGAUGUUGCACAAGGAUUGUUUGAAGGAAACGAGCCCCAAAAAGAUGUAUCAGGGGAGAAAAAAGAGCCCACUCAGAACUUUGGGAUUAAGGAGCCUCUGUCAGUUGAAGGAGACAGGCAUAGGCUAGUUCUUCAUCUGGAUUCUGGAGCAGAGAGCAACUUCAACACAUUCCAGUUCUGGCGGGUGCCUAUUCCAGAGGUGGAAGUGGACAUUGAGUUUUUAGGAGAUCGGGCUACAGCUGUCCAUGUCAGGGCGAAGUCUCAGGACCAAGACAACCGUUGUUUCUCUUCUGACCUGAGUGUUGAAGUGCUAGGUGGGGAUUUCCAGCAGAGUGCUACCAUGGCUGUCUCAUCUGCAGGCCAAGACGGCACAGUUCCUAAUGAAAGGCUCUCUGGUGAUUCAACUCUAAAAAUUAGGACGGCUUCUUUAUCUUCACUAACAUCUGCCGAUCAAGAAUGUAACCUCUUGCUUUCUUCUUCAGUCACGGAAGCUUCUGUGGCUUUCAAUGAAGCUGGUGAAGUGGCAGGUGUUCACAAAAUAAGGAUGAGCAAGUUAAAAGAGAUAGCAGGCAGUGAAAACACUCUCCUUUCUAAAUCUCUCAACAGUGGUUCCGAUAGCUGGUCAGCACAGGAUCAAGACAUAGUGCCUGUGCUCUUGCUAGAGCGGUACCAGACCAUGACCGACCCUGCCUUGGCACAAAAUUUGGACUCUGAAAUAGGGCGUCACUGUGCCCAUAGCCUACCUGCCGUGGCACUUACUCUUGGUCGCCAUUAUUGGCCUUGUUUACGAAUGACCUACCGCUGUUUAGUGUCUGAUGUACAGUGGAAGGUGCGACACAUUGUGGCAUCCUGCUUGCAUGAGCUAGCCACUAUCCUGGGCCCUCAAAUUGCUUCGCGGGACCUGGUGCCAAGCUUUGAGGGCUUUGUACGGGAUGUGGAUGAGGUGCGAGUGGGCCUCUUGGAGCGGCUUGCACCGUUUUUACGGGGUUUGAGCAGAGGAGACCAGCGUCGCUCAUUGCCUUUGUUAGCUGACUUCCUCUGCAUGGAUAACCAUCGCAACUGGCGCUUUCGCUUCACUCUUGCACGGCAGUUGAAGGAGAUAGCUGCACUGUACUGUCCAUUGGAUAUUCAUCAGUACCUAGUCCCCAUUGUGAACGACCUGCUGGUGGACAAAGUGGCUGAAGUGCGUCACAUGAGUAUUGAAGCUGUGGUGAUGUUUUUACAGCGGUUGGAGCCCCACUACCUCAUGUGCAAGCAGCUUCUGCAGGAAAUGUGUGUCAAAGUGCACGAUCGCAAAUGGUCUCAACGCCAAUUAUUUUGCGAAUUGGCUGAGCAGAUUGUGAACGAAGAGUGCCUAAGUGAGGAUGAGUUCAUUGGAACUGUACUGCCAAAGCUGCUGUACCUGCGCAAUGACACUGUGCCCAAUGUGCGCAUGGCCCUUGCACGUUGUCUGGUCAGGAGCAUUUGGCCGAAGGCCUAUUUUUGGGACACUGGAAAUUUCUACAGGGAGGAGCUGAAGGCAACCCUGGCCAGUCUUCAAGAGGAUUUAGAUAGGGAUGUGCGCUUUUGUGCCCAGCCAUAUCCAAAAGACUCUGUGGACUGAAUUGAUUUAGGCAUCGUUUUCUUUCGUACCUCCUCUCCGGAAAUGUCACUAGCGGACCCUUGCAGUGAAGACAAUGGAGCUGUGAUAACACUCUUGGGGGGGAGGGACCUUGUUCUGUUUUAGGUGUUAUUUUAUUGUUGCUUGUGGAGCUGUAACACUGGUGAGGCAAGUAUUCAGUGCCAAUUUUGACAUUUUCGAACAAGUGGCAAGAGACGUUUAUGGAGCAUGCAUUCUUGGCUUUGAGUGCGCAAACUUUCUAAUGGAAUGCCGAGCAAAAGCCUUUUGUGCAAUUCUGUACAGUUAUUUUAACCUUUUAGAUCUGCUUGAAGUUUGCCUCUGUGCUUUUCCGGAAAUAAUUCAGGCCAUUUGUGACCUAAUGUAGCAUGCUGGGAGCCAACUAGUCCUCAAGGAUAAAGCAAAUGUUUGGGUUCCUAAAGCUGCUCUGGUUGUAGUCAGUGGUGCCCAUUGACAACUGAUCAUAUUUAAUGGCAAUACGAUUUGCAACAGGCAUGGCCAGUUUUGUGCACUUUUGCACAAGGCUGUGCUAAUUACUGCCCCAAUCAAGUACAGUGUUGCCAACAAUAGAUGCCUGUUUGGGAUUGCUUUCCCUUCAACUUUUCUAUGAGCUGUUGCAGCACAUUAUCUGUGAUAUAUAUAUAUUAUAUAUAUGAAGAAAAGGGUUGGAGGGGUUGGUGAGAUGUCAUUCACAGGAUGCUUCGAACUUUUGUGCUGAAGUUUUGCAUUGCAGACCAUGUGAUAACUGGAGCAGUUGGAAUAUAUCUAUUUUUGUAUAAAAUGUUCACCUCUUAGUUUACCAUAAAUAAAAAUGUUUCCAUGAAAAUUCAUUGACUGUUAUGCAGUAGCAUACCUUUUGUAACUGAGGAACAGUGUCUCAAGCUUUUGUGGAUACUUUGAAUGUCUGCGAACCAGACUAUCCAACCGUAUUAUGGUACUUGAACCCGCUAUAAAUAUUGAAAUACAAAUGCUUGCUUUUGUUCCAUUUUCAUAUAUUUUUUUUCUUUUGCUGCUUUGUGCACAUAAAGCUUUUCUGGGUGCUCUGAACAUGCUGCUGCUUACUUGCUAGCCACACAGCUGUAUGUUGGGUUGAAGUUGACAGAUUGCUCUUUGCUAGGUCGUGCUAGCUGUCAAAGGUCCGUCUUGUGGUUCAUGCCUUAUUUAAUCCCAUAUUUUUGUAUGCUCCUGAAAUUUUAAUUCAUAAUCUGGUUUUUAAAGGGGCCCUGCAAUGAAGUUUCAGUAUGCAGAUAAUUUUAUUUGCUUGCGUAGCAUUGGUCGUUGCAAUUCAUUGGCUCCCAUGACACCAUAUCAGGGCAUUGGAUAUUUUAUUUCCCCCAGAAGUGCAAAUGCUGUCCCGACAUCAGGACCCUGCACUUUUUAACAGCGUGUGUACAUGUUGCAUGCUGUUGAGCCCAUUUUGUGCACUGUUACGCUGCGUUACAAAAACAAAACCAUGGUGUAUAAGGCCUGCAGCUUUUGGUUGAGAAAAUGAAGGGGCACAAAGGAAAAUAAUAAUCAGUUAGGUCGAUAGAUUAUUCGUCUAGAAGUCGUGCCAACAUAUGACUUCGUUGCAUACAGUUGACUUUAGUUAAGCGGACCCUGCUAAUCCGCCAAAAUAUGUCCAUUUUAUCCGAAGUCCGUAAUAUCUGAGACGCCUCAUUUCUGAAACUUUCGUCGCGAUGUCUAACAACGUUAUUGCAAAGAGUUUGUGACAAAUGUCCGAAGUAAAAAACAAAAUAAGUCGCAGUUUCGCCCAAAAGGCGAAGCAUCGAUUACGAUACGUAGAAGAUUAAGUAAGAUAGAUGCGGCAGCAGCGGCGAACGAAUCGACCUUCGUGUUGUUUCUUGCUUGGACGCAAACUAAACGUCAAAAGCAGAGCCCAUACGAAGCUACCAGCACUGGAUGCACUUUGUCCACAUCGCAGAUCGCUUGCAAGAUGCGGCACCCGUGCCGUUAACAGCAGCCACCGGAGUAGAACCACCCCUUUCCCUCACCUGCUCCCCAUGCCGCGCUCGCGAAAGGCAGUGCCCUUCCAACCCGCCUUCCUCCUCCCUCUCGCGCACGAUAUUCAGCUGGGAUCGCCAGCUGACCCUCGCAAGUCAGUUGCCAGCCUGUGUCGACACGACAAAGGCCAUUUCAUGCGCCCAUUCUUUACAAACUUUUCACAAAUUUCGUCUGCUGUAGCGCGGUACGUUAAAAGCGAACUUUGUUGCCUUAAUAAAAUAGGCAGACCAAACUAAGGUUGAAAUAUGGUCCAUUAUAGCCGAAAGUUAGUUGUACGUGGGUCCGUUGAAACGAGUGUAGACUGUAGGUCCAUCAAAGGUCUUACUGCUGCACCCCAAUUUGAAUUGCCCGCACCAAUAGGGAUGAGUUUGCAUAAUCCCCAUACGACUUCACCGCUCUGUGCAUUGGCCAUUGCUCAAGUGGAGCCACUUCAAAUUUCCAUUUUCUUCUUUUUCUCGUCUACAAAAGCUUUGUUCUUCUUAUGAGGGACGAAUUUGUUAUUACAGAAGCCUAAUAUUUCAAUUUAGCUGUAUUUGAAUAUUUUCCUUUAUUGUAAGCAUCAAAUAUUGCUGUGAAGUGACACACUGUUUGCCACAUUAAGGGGGAUGCGGCUUUCGUACUGCAAGAAAUGACAAAAAAAAUUUUGAGAAGCGCAUAUUCAGUUUCUAUUGUUCUUUUUUUUUAAGAUUCUGAAAUAUGAACGCUGAAAACCACGUAGAAGUGCUAAAAAAUUCAGUGGGAAUAUAAAAAAAAUUUUCGAGCCACGAUAUCUCCGCAACAGUGCAACCAAGCGCCGACAUUCUGCCCUUGUUGGAAAGCACAUUUCUCAGUCUUUAAAUUUGUCGUUUCCGCUAUCUCCUCCAUUCGGAAGCAAGCACACAAAAAGUAAAUGAUUCAAGGCCGUUCCGAGGCCUCCGAUUGGCCAUGCGUAUCACGUGGCCAUCGGAGCUUCGCCAUUGGUCUUGUUCGCGGUGCGUGUAUUCUGCUACACCGCACCUCUUGGUGUGCGAUGUUCAUCUGCGUGUGCGAGCCAAUAUCCGAUAUUGCCCCGUGAUUCGUGCGUCUGAAGAUGAGCGUAGUUUCAACAGCGGACUCCACAAGUGAUGCACGCCUCUUGGCAUCUCGGCUCACCAGUACUUGUGGAACCUAGUUUCGGAAGCUGAUUUGUAUUGCGAUACGUGCCUCUGGACAUGUGGACUCGUCGAUGUGUGCGGAGCGUAGUUUUGGAAGAUUUGUGACGCUACUCUGGACAUAUCGGCUCGAUGCACUGGUCAGUGCUUGUGGGGCGUAGUUUCGUAAAUUCACUGGUGACCAUAGGUUGGCGACCGCUGAAAUACCAGACGGCUCAUGCUUGCAGCACUCGUAAGUGAAAAUCGCCAAUGGUGAAAAACGCUCCUUCGAGGUUGCUUGGCAGUGCUGUGCAGCAUAGCACAGAAGUCACGCGCAGCCAAGGACUCCACAGGCAGGCAAAAUGCGUACAAUUGCCUUUUAGGAGCCGCUGCCGAGCAGUUCACAUGCGGACGGAAGGCCUACUUUUGUUGACGUUGUUGGGGAGUUGCUCUCGGCACUUUCUACGCAAGCGAAACAUCUUGUGCGAGCAGCAGUGGCACCGUGGAGCUUGUCGUGCUGCGUUACAUGUCGCCGAAUACAUCCAGCGAUCGCGUCUCGGAUGUGUUCGAUUCUCGUAUCGGCAUUUCGCACAGUGUUGAGACCCUGUCCAGAAGUGUGGGCGGCACCAUUCAGGUGCACCUGGAGCCACAUUUUGUAUCGGCAUAAGCAUCCUGAGAGGUCGCUGCAAAAGUGCAAGCAAAGCUAAGUUCGAUGCCUGCGAUUGCGCAGAAAAGAGAAGACAGGCGAAAGCGAGGUAUGAAACCAAGCGGAGGAGUUUCUGGUCGUUCAAAUCGCAGCCUUUAACGCGUUUCCUGGCAAAUCUAAGUGCCAGCAGUGCUGCCAACUAGGACUUCCAGUUCAGCUGGGAACAUGACAUGGGUUAGCAGCGCAAAUGAUACUGAUGUGGGCGUUUUGUGGUGCUGUCGCAAAGGAGUCCAUGAAAGGCGAGGCACCAAGUUUUCGAUUUAAAUAUAAGCUGUGCAGGCUGUUAGAAGUAUUGGCAAAGGGGCAACAGCUAUGACUGAGUUCUAAUCAAUGAUGAAUGUCUCCCAUAGAGGUUUGCAUCAUAAAACGUUUCGGAAACAUCUGAAGGCUGAGUGCAGACCUGGCAGUGAGACAGGUGCGGCCCAUAUUUUUUGAUGCCGUAGUGUCGGUGCACAGUGUUUACAGGGAGAUGGACCCUGCCUUUAAUAACAUAACUGUUUUAUGAUAGGACUUGGUUUACACGUGGCCAUGUAUCCCUGGUAGGUGUCGGCACUAUAAUAGAAUGUGAUCAGGACAGUAGAACCUUUGUAGCUUUGUAGGACAGUAGAACCAAAACAAAGCCUUCAUCGGUCACAUGGUCGCUGCUGCCAAAAGAUAAAAUGCAUCAUUGGUUGUGACGCAGACUGCUGUCCAUGAGGCAGUAUGCAAAUACAAUGCUGGGGCCUGCUGUGCUAUCGCUGAGUAUUGUGCAACACUUAGACUGCAACUGGGAGAACAUGCGCUUUACAGAGCAACGGAAAAGGAUGUCGUGAAAAAAUUCGAGCGAGGCACAUCAAACUAAAGGCAGGGCACUUGAGAAACUAUGCACUGAAAAGGACACAAAGGACUAGAACUCUGGUGGCUUUUGGUAAUGUAAAAUCUAAGCUACAAUUUUGAGAGCCUUUUUUCUCAAAACUGUUUUUCUUGCUUCCUGCUUUGCUUGUUCCACUGAUUUCUUCGGGACUGUUAGGUCUAUUUCAGUUUUUCUCCCAUAUUUUUAGUACUGUCCAGGGCAUCACUCUUGCUUUUGCAGUUUGACUUUACUACAAUAUAAUGAUUCGACUACUUGCCCACAGCCUAAAUGCCUUUGGUACUGCUCAUAAAAAACAAAAAAAAAGAUUGCGUUGCAAAUAAUAAAUGUAAGCAUGUCGCGGCCUCAACCAUUGAUCUUAGAAUGCACAGUGCUUUGAACAAGCUUUCCAUCAAAUUUUUUAAGUGAAACAGUAUUGGAACAAGGCCAGACGGAGAAAAAUAUUGUACCUAAAAAUGUUCUAAAGACACCUUUAUGAAAUUUCUACAGUGCUAUCGCAGAAACUUUUCUAACAAAUCUGCCAAUGCAUCAAAAUCCACAAAAAGUUAUUGAAUGCCAUGUCCCCCCUUAAGCUCGAAUGGUGCUUUUGCCUACACCUCCCCCUCCCCCGUUUUGUACUUUGAACUCUAGGCAAUACAACCAGUAUUUUUGCUGAUGCAUUUUUUUAAAAUGCCGUUGCCCUCCACCCCUUCUCCCAAAAAUGUUUGCCGACUUGUGCUUUGCUGACUUUAGUGCGAUGUGUAAGCUAUUCGCUGUUGCCAAAAUCUUAACAAACCAGGAGCCUCUGUCAGGCCUUGAUGCCUUUUGCUCUUGUCACCGUUUCUGUAAAGAUAAAGAAGAAAAAUAACUGGCUGCUAAGGACAGUAAAGGACAGUUCGCACCAGACUUUCCAUUCAGAGGCCUUGUUUACCCUUAAAUUUCAUAGGAAAAUUUGUGUUUGCUAUGAAAAGAGGCCACCGAAGUUUUCAGCUUAACACGACGGUGAAUAGUCUUUGCCCCUAUUUUUUAUUAGCCAAAAUAAGGUACAUACAGAUAAUUGCAAAUUUACGCACGAUUCUACUUACCUUGCGCUAUUCUUCCAUGUAGUUCCCAUGCCGGUUCACGCAUUUGUCCUAUCGCAGCACUAAAUUUGAGAUGCCCGUAUAGUAAAAUUCGUCUGGCAGACUGUGGAACCAGUCGUACUGUUGUCUUGGCUUCAUCGUUGCAUGUGGAUCUCAACACACACUUCACACUUCUCAAAGCGCCAUACGUGGGCUGCAUUUCCCUGUGGCUUUCGGUUCUCUUCCUCCAUAGAAAACGAAUCGCAUUUCAUUGCUCAUACGCCGUGGACAAGCGAAGCACAACUGACGGCAAUGCCGUGCCGUGGAGCUGCCGGCAAACAAGCCGGUCAAAGAAAGGUCCACUGCUCGGAAUGGAUAUGCCGACAUUGCAUUAGUCUUAAUUUGACUUGCUCAUUUGCCGUCGUAUAGUAAGAUGGAUUCUAAAAGUGGAUGUCUGCAUUGUGCAAAUAAACUUUUUCUGCACUGUG
Dermacentor andersoni is the source of this 9669-nucleotide messenger RNA. Its product is annotated as serine/threonine-protein phosphatase 4 regulatory subunit 1-like. NCBI's taxonomy places the organism in Eukaryota, Metazoa, Arthropoda, Arachnida, Ixodida, Ixodidae. Gene Ontology annotation, molecular function: protein phosphatase regulator activity; protein binding. The record is from RefSeq and is a predicted model, not a curated record. Gene Ontology annotation, cellular component: cytoplasm. Gene Ontology annotation, biological process: protein dephosphorylation.